This is a messenger RNA of Eriocheir sinensis (Chinese mitten crab), 4759 nucleotides long. Its product is annotated as inter-alpha-trypsin inhibitor heavy chain H1-like. The record is from RefSeq and is a predicted model, not a curated record. Lineage: Eukaryota; Metazoa; Arthropoda; Malacostraca; Decapoda; Varunidae. The coding region runs from base 720 to 4109 and encodes 1129 amino acids. The transcript has 20 exons.
CCUCCUCCUCUUUCUCCUCCUCCCACUUCUCUUCUCUUUUUUCUUGUCUCUCUUUUCUCUUCAUAUCUAUCUUCCUUCUUUCUUUGAUUUAUCUUUAUCAUUUCUUUCAUCCCUAUUUAUUUUUAUUCCUUCAUUCCUGUUUUCUUCUUCCCCAUUUCGUUCCUUCACAACUCUAUUUAUUUUUACACCUUACCUAUACGUUCCCUUUCUCUCUUUUCCUCUUCAUUUUCUUCGUUUCUCUCGUCUGCUUCCUUUCCUUUUCCGUUUCUCUCUCCCCUUCUUCACUUUCCUUCGCUUUCCUCGUCUUCCUCCUCUUUUACUUUCUCUUUCUCUCUUCCUUUCUUUACUCUCCUUCGCUUCCGUCACUCACCUUUUUUUUCUCCUCCCUUUCCUUUCUUUCGCUUCUCUCGCUCCUCUUUUUCCUUCUUUACUUUCCUUCUUCCUCCUUUUACCUUCUCUUUCCCUCUUCCCUUUACUUUUCUUCCUCCCUUUACCUCCCACUUCUCUUCCCCAUACCUCCUUCCACUUCCCGUUUCCUACCUCCCUUUCCUUCACUUCCCACGUCUUCCUCCUUCCCUCUACCCUCGGACGGCUCCCCAACCUCCCUCCCCGGACAGCUGGGGAGGGAAACGGGGGUAUGGCCUAUCCCCCCACGGUCUCCCCUGGGCUACUCUCAUCUCACACACGACAGGAAUUUGAAGGUUCCUCCCACCUGGACGAUGCUGCUAAUCUUGACGAUCCUCCACGUGGUUCUCGUCACUCAAGUUGAGGGGUGGAAGGGUGUGGUAGGCAGGGUGGAGGUGAGGGCAGAGAUCAACCAACGUUACUCUGCCACCCUUGCUCGCGUCACCCUCCACAACCCCGCCAACCGCACGGACCACGUCACGCUGGCCCUGCUGCUCCCCGCCGAUGCUCUUGUGUCCUCCCUCACCAUGGAGACGGGCGGGAGGAACAUCACGACGAAGGUGCAGGAGAAGGAGAAAGCCCAGGGACAGAAGACUUCCAGGAACCAGCAGUCCACGUCAGGAGGCCGCAGGGUUGCCACGCAGGAGACGCAGAAGUUCAAAGCCAGCAUCGAAGUGGCGCCGCUGGACCACGCCACCUUCUACGUCUUCUACGAGCAGCUCCUUCAGCGGGUGCAGGGGCGGUACACCUACACCGUCCACCUGCCACCCUACGCCGGCACACGUGAACAGCGGGUGGAGGUGAGGGUGAAGGAGGCGGCCGUAAUUAGGAAUCUACAGGUGCUCCAACAACCCAGCCCUCCGUCAGUGAGAGAAGAGAUAACGAAAGACAACGAAAUAAUCCUCACGUACCAUCGAGGAGGAGGAGGAGGGGGAGGAAGAGAAGGAGAAAGAAGAGACGAAGAAGAAGACGGAGACGAAAAAGUAGAAGCAAACAUCCCCAACCACAUCACCACUGACUCAAGCAACAGAAACAACAACAGUAACGUGAAUGUAACAACGUCUGGCAACAGCACUAGCAGCAACAGCAGCAGUAAUAGCACCAGUAGCAGUAGUAAUAGCAGCAGGGAGGUCGCCGUCAGUAGCAGGAGUCGCCGAAGUGUCGCCAACGAGUCUAACGGAAUGAAGGACAAGAACAGGCUAUCCAUAAACUACGAUGCGGAAAGAGCAACGGAUGGAGGCGAAAUACAGGUAUUGGGGCGGUUCUUUGUGCACUACCUAAGCCCUGAGGGACUCCCGAAGCUGCCGGCGCACACUGUCUUCGCCCUCGACGUCUCUGGUUCCAUGAGUGACCACGGGAAACUGGACCAGCUAAAGAAGGCGAUCAUAGCCAUCAUCAGAGGCAUGCCGGCCGAGGACUCUUUUGAGGUCCUCGCGUUCUCCACCCGCGUUCGGUCCCUGGGCGUGUACAGAGCCCUGCCCGGCGAGGUGGAGGAGGGCGUGGCCAAGAUUCAGGCGCUGCAGGCCCUGGGCGGCACCAACAUCAACGAGGCGCUUCUGCAGGCGGUGACGGGGGCCAACACACAUAACUCCACGCACGCCCCAGCACGCCAGGUGGUGUUCUUGACAGACGGAAAACCGAACAUUGGCGAGACGCGUCCGGAGCAGCUGCGAAGAAACGUGCGGGAGGCGAACCGUCACCAGCUGCCAGUGUUCUCCUUAGCUCUGGGCCAGGACGCGGACGUGAGACUACUCAGACAGGUGGCCGCCGACAACGAAGGCUUCAUGAGGGCGAUAGAUGAGGAUGGACAAACCGCCGAAGAGCUGCAGGAGUUCUACGGAGAGAUAUCGUCGCCGCUACUAACGGACGUGGAUGUCAUGUACAGCGAAGAGGAGGUGGACAGGAAUUCAGUCAUUCGUUAUGGACCCACCAACUUCUACUCUGGCAGUGAGGUGGUGUUGGCGGGACAGCUGAGGGAGGGGGCGAGGGCGGUACAUCCCGUAGUGGCAGGGCGCGGCAAGGAAGGACCCCUGCAGCUACGAGUGUCCAGGACCUACACGACCGAGGAGCCGCCGGUGAGGGACAACCAUGUGGAGAGGCUCUGGGCGUACCUAACCGUGCAGGACCUCCUCGAUGCAGUGGAGAUAGUUGACGACCGGAACCUUCGCGUGGAGAUGAAGGCGAGGGCGAAGGAGAUAGCUGUCAGGUUCCAAUUCGUCACCAAGCUCACCACACUCAAGGUAGAGGACGGAAUCGGCUCGCAAACCCACCCUGGCCUCAAGUCCGCAGCGAACCCCCAUCGAGAGACGGGGAUUGGGCCUGAAUACACACUGCUCAGCCCUUCAGAGAUUGCCCAGACGCUCCCUGCCCCGCUCAGCUCCAGGAUCCGCGCCUCAGCCCCAAGCUCCUCGCCUUACUUCGGUGACAACGACCCUCACUUCGUGGUCCAGGUGCCAGGCAUGCCGCUGCCCCUCUGCUUCGACAUCCACGCCUCCCACGGCAGCGCCCUAACCCUUAUCCGGGACCCACACUCAGGUGUGUUGGUGAACGGCGAGGUGACAGAGGCGGUGGGGCGACCCGGCAACACUUACUUCACCACCAUCUUCAUCUCCCUCGCCGGCGUCAACUUCACCAUCACCACCACGGACGUGAAGGUGGACUGUCUGGACGCUCACGGACACCCCACGGUGGACCAUGUAGCGUCUGCCCUCUGGCCCAACAAGAAGCAGAGGGCGGGUAAGCGACGACACAAGGGGCGGAAGGAAGAGAGGGCCAAAAGGAAAUCACUUCGCAGGGCUGACAGGAGGCGACGGCGGGACAGAAGGGAACGGAAAGGGAACCGAGCAGCCGAGAGACACAUGGCUAAGGAAAGACGGAAGAGCAGACAGAGGAGGAGGAGUAGGAGGAGUAUGCGAGGUUCAGGGCAUGUCAACGGAGGUCCUGAAGCCGUGAAUGUCCUCCAGCGGUACUACUUCAGGAGGAGGAGAAGAAGGCCAGGUCAAGCUAUCCUUCCCUUACGUCCACAUAAACAGACUCCUUCCACUGUGACUCUCUCCAGACAAGUUCGUGAGUCGCCACCCUUCCACCCUCAGGCCGGGGCAUUCCUCCACCCUCAAGCAGGUGUUGAUAUCUCUUCCCCGCGCCUCCGCCACACGCCGCGGGGAGGAGGGCGCGAGGUCGGGGUGGAGGAUGCAGGUGAGAAGGUGCAGCGGGAGUGUGGCGGCAGAAGUUUGAGUUGGAAGAAAGUAUCGGAGAGGAGGUACGGGCAGGUGAUGGUGACCCUGAGGAACCACCGCAAGCUGGACUUCCUGCUGGGGGACGUGUCGCUCAACCUGGUGGUGACCCGAUCCCGCAGCGGCCACGGCCAGCACUUCCUCGGCGUGUACUUGGAGCGGCGCGCCCUACUCUCCCCCAACACGACGGGGAUCAUAGGCCAGUUUGUUUACAAGACGGUGGGGACAGUUGGCAACCACGGACCGGGUGUAAACAGAGUCCCGAACCAGCUGGACCAGAAAGUUCGCCUGGCGGUGGUUCAGCCGGGGCCUCAGCGGCGGUACCAAGUGUCCGAGGUGAACGCCUUCCUCUCAAGCCGACGCUCACUCCUACACAAGACUCAAGUUACCUGCCUCUAUAUACGGGAUCAGGGACGAGGCUUGGUGGCUGGGCUCCCCGAAGACUAUGUGCUCCCCUGCCUUGAGUGCUGAUGUGCCGGUGUUGAUGUGCUGAGUGGUGGACCUUCUGUUUCAAGACUACUUCCCUGGCACUGUGUAUUGAGUAAUGAGGGUGCCUGAUCCCCUGUACCCCGACCACAUCCACUGCUAAUCCUCCCCUGGUAUUGUGUAUUGGGUAGGGGAGGUGCUUGUUCCUGUACCCCAACCACAAAUCCACCUCCCCUUAUAUUCCUCCCUGUCUACAUUCUCCCCUGCCAUGGUUGCCGAAGUGCUGAAAGGUCUUGCACAUCUUCCAAAUUCACCUCUUCCAACCCUACAUCCUUCCCUGCCAAGAGUGCUGAAGAAGGGGAGGUGCCUCGUUCUUAGCCCCUCCCACCCCCUACCAAGUCUACCUGUUCUUGCCUUGAAUACCGGAGUGCCAGUGAGGUAAGAAAAAAAGGGAAAGUGCAGCAGUGAGUCCUUUUAACCAGGUGUGAAUUGAUGAACUCUUCUAAUACCCGAGUGAUUGAUGUCCUCAGGUACCUCACGGCCUCCUGAACCCCGCGGCGCCUCUCGUGUAAUGCCAGGAAGUGCCACGAUGAACUUAAGGUGCAAUGGAGGACGUGUGUAAAGUGUUUGAGUUAAGGUUUUGUAUCGUUUAGUUUAGUGCCCCUGAAGAAAACGAGAUGAAUAAACCCCAUAAA